Messenger RNA from Brassica oleracea var. oleracea, 591 nucleotides. Its product is annotated as receptor-like protein kinase At3g21340. The coding region runs from base 1 to 591 and encodes 196 amino acids. The transcript is spliced from 3 exons. The record is from RefSeq and is a predicted model, not a curated record. NCBI's taxonomy places the organism in Eukaryota, Viridiplantae, Streptophyta, Magnoliopsida, Brassicales, Brassicaceae.
AUGGAGAAACAUCCUCAGGCACUUCGGUUAUGUGCGUUGAUAUGCAUCACUUUUUCUUCCCUUUUACAUAUCGUUGAACCUCAGGACCAAAAAGGAUUCAUCAGCUUGGAUUGUGGCUCACCACCUAACGAGCCUCCUUACAGCGACGUUCAAACCGGACUAACAUUCUCAACGGACAACGGUUUCGUGGAAACUGGCAAAACCGGAAAAGUCCAAAAGGAGAUCGAGUCGGUCUUCCCUAAACCGGUUUGGAAUCUCAGGUACUUCCCAGAUGGAAUCAGAAACUGCUAUACCUUGGACGUCACGCAAGGCACAAAAUAUCUUAUCAGAGCUUUAUUCGUGUACGGUAAUUACGAUGGUCUUAACGAAUACCCGAGUUUCGACCUCUACCUUGGUCCAAAUAUUUUAGAAACGAUUGAUUUGAUUAAGACAGGAAUAAGUUAUCCUAUGAUUAAUACGUUAGAGCUACGACCAUUACAGAACAAUAGUACUUACAAUACUCAGAGCGGCUCUCUGAGGCAUUUCCGACGGAAUUAUUUCAGCACUGCAAGCCGUACCGUAAGGUAUCAGUCAUCAUGCAUGCUCUUAUGA